Molecule: messenger RNA, 18611 nt
Organism: Pocillopora meandrina
Lineage: Eukaryota; Metazoa; Cnidaria; Anthozoa; Scleractinia; Pocilloporidae
Source: the annotation of a GenBank genome assembly
CAGCCAACUUUCCAAAAAGGCAGCAGGAUCUGGGUUUCUGAAUACAGGAAUAACUUCUUGCAGCAUGGGUGAGUUUUAUAACUUAAGAUGUGAACUGUUUUGAGUGGGUUAAUUGCUCCAAUAUAAACCCUUUACACCCUGAUAUUAGUCUCUGUAUUCUCCAUACUGUUCUCUAUACAUUUCCUCCUGCAAUAAGCAAAAUUUGAGCCAUAAAGUAUGAAUUUUUCCUCCUUCUUGAGCUAACUUACAGGAAUCUUGAUCUUAUGAAUCUUAAAGGAGUUACAAAAUGAUAUACUUCUAACAUUAUUAAAAAUGUUAAAUAAGUGGAAUUAAUUAUAACAGUAAUUAUAAUAAUUAUGAAAUAAUAAUGAUAAUAACUCCUGAUUCAAACACAAAUAUACAGUAUUUUAAAAGGGAGACCCCUGAGGUUAUCCUUCAAAGAAGGGCUUCCUAACUAUCUAACUUUACUGUUCAAAAUCUAAGUACAUUUUGACAGUUCAAAAUCUAUCAACCAAAACAGCUUUGAAGUUUAAAACAAAAAUCAAACAAAACAAAGUAGGACUAAGGGGGUAGUAAAUUUGUUAAUCAAAUAAUGUUCAUUCAAAUUAAUAAUUCACGGUUCAUUAGAAGCACCUGAGUGGCUGACAUUUUUUGCAAGUUACACAUUUCUGAAGCAGCCACUACACUCUGUGCUUAGAUCAGACAAAGCAGUAAUUACUUCUCUAAAUCUGAAUUAAAUUUUACCCUUAAUAUUUACAUAUAGUGUUUUUUGUGGCUGGCAACUAAAAUGUCUCUGGAGACCAAUGACCUAAUUUGUUUUGAGAAUACAAAGAGUAUGACUAAACAGUUGGAAAUUGUCUUCAAAUGUUCUGAAAAUUUGAUUGGGGCAGCCAUAACUUUGAAUCAUACUUUGUAACCUGAGUGCUUAGCUGUGAAAUGCAAGGCCUGAAUCCCCAUUUUUCUGUCUUAUGGCGAUAUACUGGUAAUUGAAAAUUAGAAGUUACUCCAAAAGACAUUCUUAUUAAUUCAAGAACUGAUUUUCUCUGGUUUCAUCAACACUAUACCAGUAACUGGUUAUAAACCUCACAUUAUGUUUUGCAUGUGCUGUUAGCAGGACAUCACUAUUAAUAAUGCUGGUGACAUUCACAUUUAAAACUUUUUACAUAUUUAAGGAAAAAGUAAUAUUUUAAUGGUUAAAAUACUCCAUCUUUUAAAUCUCAAACUGUGGUUUACAGUUUAAUAAUAAUGAAAACUUUGUAUUGGUAGAGAUAGAAAUAUGGAGCAUUACUUGAUGAUGAUGAUGAAGUUUUUAUUGAAAAAAUCAGACUCAGCAGAAGUGAGUCUUGACAGUCAAAAAUCAUGAAUAAUAGAGAAAAUCUGCUAUUUUCAACAUGAUAUAAAAAGAGAUAAAAAGGAAUAAUCAAACGUAAUGGAAUAUGAUCAUACAAGUUUUAAAAGACAUCUGUUGCAUAAACAAGUUUUUAUACAUUUAAUUUCUUACCUGGGGGAGUUGGAAUUCAUUCCCCGUUGUCCUUUGUAUUCUUUUUCAUUUUGGCUGCAAGGGAUCUCGAGAUGGAUGGUUUUUCAUUGUGGUGAUUUUGUUAAACAGAGGUGGAUCUUUGUCUUCACUCAAGGUCCAUAUCUUGAAGUCAGCUUGGGUGGUACAUUAUACACAUAAUACCAAGCAUCUUUAGCCAGUUCUUACAUUCAAUGCCAGGUACUGGGUGUGGUUUAGGCUUGGUAGUCUUACUGUAUAUCAGCAUUUCCCAUUGCCACACUUUGAUCACCUUUCAGAUAUGUGACAGGCUUAUAGGAAAAUGUGUUUACAAAUGAUUUAUGUUGAUAUCUUUUUUAAUUGGUUUCUGAUUUCGUUUGUUCACUUUCAGGGAAACUUUGAACACAGAUCCAGUUUGUUAUGAUGUCAGGACCUAGUAAUGACAAGUGCAGCAGGUCAGUGGUUUGCAAUGAUGACCCUCCACCUCUGAGUAUUACACUGAAGGAGCUUGGAGAUUUGCCAAAGAAAGUGAAACGUUGGGACACAGAUGAUUCUACAGGUGACAUUCUGCUUUUGACUGUGGAGGAUUGCGAGUUCUUGGCUUGUUAUCAUUACUUGCGAGAUUCCUUUAAAAGCUAUGAGAAAUCCAUUGGAUAUUUUUACUUUGGAAAGAUGGGUGACAAUGAAGAGGAGUCACUGAAAGUUGCUUUAGUGAAAUGUCCUAAAGAAUCGUUGGAUCCUGGAGGUUCUCAAACUGCUGCUAAGAAUGCCAUCACACUCCUGAGACCUAAGGCUACCUUUUUGGUUGGUUUCUGCUACAGUUUGAAUCCUGACAAAGCCCAGCUAGGAGAUGUAGUGAUAUCCUCACAGCUUACAAUAGAUCAUCACAAAAAUCCAGUGAGUAGGGAUGUUGGUAACCUUGUCAGAAGUGCAGCUGAUGGAUGGAAAGCACCAUUACAAAACCCAGAAGUGCAAAAGGUCAAAGUGCAUCGGAAUGAAGAGAUUUUGAGUUGCUCUGAUCUGAUUGGUGCUGAACAGCGGUGUCAAUUACACCCUGGGGCAAUUGCAGUUGAAAUGGAAGGAAAAGGUGAGAAUUACUCUCAGGGUUACUCUUGCUUGGCAUCUGUGAUCAUUAUGCAGGAAAUGGUUUUUGCCAUAAGAAGGAUUUCAUGCAUUCGUUGUGUUCAGUGUGUUUCGGUAUAAUUUAAAGGACAAAAAGAACACAAUGCUCCAACAAACUCAACGAUUUUAUUAAACAGCGUGAAACGUUGAUAAGGAGUGACUCUUAAAGACAGCACAGUAGUGAUCCUUCAGUUGAUAAACUUACUUAGGCCCAUUACAGACUAUGAGUUAGCUCACCACUGACACAAUCUCACAUGUGUUUCCAAACUUUCUUGAAGUGAACAAUCUUCCACAGAAGCUCUCUUUCUAUAAAACUUUCUAGACGUCUGAUCACUCCUGACAACAGCAACAACUACUACUACAUGACUGAGUCCUUAUUUACAUUUAGAAAGUAUUCCAGAACAUUUUGGAAGCUUACAACACAACUGUUUCUGUAGUAAUACAUCAUAACAAUCAAAUAUUUUAUUAUGUAAGGAUACAUAAAAGGAACGUCGGAGGUUAUCCCUAUCGAGGACGCUCCCUAUAUAAAAUAAAUAUAAUACAAUGUAAAAUUUAAGAAUAAUUAAGAAAUGGCUAAAAAAAAUUUGCAAAACUUUACGAUACUUUCUAAGUUUACUUCAAAAAAUGCUGAAAUCCUGUUCGUGCACUAUCUCUUUGGGAAGAGAGUUCUACUGUAUAAUAAUUCUAACAAAGAAUGAGUGCAAAAAAAAAACAAUUUACCCUAGCUAUUGGCUGUCUUAAUUUAAAUGAAUGGUUUGAUCUUGUUUUACCAUAACAAUUAAAUUCAAAAUAAUCAUUACAGUUGAGGCCAUUAAGACCAUGAAUAGUCAUGUAGCACUCUAGCAAAGAUAGAUUAGACCUCCUUGAUUGAAGACUGGACCACCCAAGCAUUGUCAGAAUUUCUUCGUACGGAGAAACUACGUUGGACUCGUUCAAGAGCGUCAAUGUUCUUCUGUAGAUAGGGUGACCAGAGAGGGACAGCAUAUUCUAUACUAGCGGAACCUAGGUAACCGCUCAUAAAAGAAGAAAGAAAACAAUGAAAAGCUACAUAAAAUAAAGAAACGAGAAACUCGAGUACCGCGAGAUUCGUAGGUAAAAUGAAGAUUCAUUUUUAACCGACGCUGUCCACGGCGUCGCCGUCGUCGUUUCUUAAACUCCGUAAUUAGACAGCGCGAGCACCUACAUGUAAUACUGAUCACUCAGAAAUAGGUAACUACCUACUCCUAGCCUAGAAUAAAGAUGCACCAUCUAGAUCAAAGAAACUAUUCUCAGAGAAACAGUACAUCUAUUUAAUUGACACCUGUUUAAAACACGUGCUGGCCACGUGCAUGAAGGAAAAAAAUGCAGUUAGGCUGUUAGACAUCAUAUUGUUUGCGCGCUUUCUGCCUACUUUCGAGGGAGCCGUAUUUCAGUUUCAACUGAGUUAAACGAGUUUGUUCUCAUUUUUGGAAAUCCACAAGAAAGAAGGAAUCAAGCUAAUUAUAUACGCUUAGAGUAAACGUUUUUUAAACUAUAAAGCUUCUACUCACAUCAAGCGAUUCUACGAAUUCAAAGUAAAAUUAUGCAUUAAUACUAAAGCAACCCUUAUGAGGUCACUCGUCACAACACUUGAAACCUUUUUUUGUUAGUCCGGCAUGCCAACGAUCUUUCAGGAAUCGAACCAAUCCUAUAGCUAAGAAGGUGCUGUAGUGAAAUCAAUUUUGAAUCGAAAGAUUCACUUUCUGUUCAUAGCUUUGAAAUUUUGAUAACACAAUUUCAAAGCCACCUGGCAAGUUAGCGAAAGUUUAUUUUUUUCUUUACGAGAUCAUUUAUCCUGAAAAAGUAAAAUUAUACAGCAUACCCAAGCAACCUCCUUUUGUUCGUCCUUCGCAAUCAGAUGGCCUUAUGAGCAGCUAAAACAUCUUUUUCAUGGGUAAAUUUGCUACAAUGUAGACUGGGGUUUGAAUAUCUGCUGAUGCUAACAGCUAUCAUAGCGAUUAUUCUAAGCACUGCUCAAGCUUAUUGAAGGUCGUGACCGCUAAAUUUCUAAACAUGCUAAUCACGAUAAAAUAGGUAAAGCGGGUUGAGGCUACAGAAAUAGUUUCCGCAUAACAUCUUAAGUUGUUUUCGUAUAUUCGCACUACUUUGACUUACUUUAAGAUGAAAUACGAUUUUUUUCCAAGAAAUCAAAUUGCACUGAUUUCUUCUUACGGAUAAGCCUAAACUAGAUUUUGCAUCACGAUAACCUGUCGCUGUAAUUUUCACUUAAAAGAGAACUGCAAUGUUACAAUGUUAUCUAAUAAAAUGUUCUAGAAAGUUCAAUGGUAUAUGCAUUUCAGCAUGACUAGCUAGGCAUUCUUAGAAAUUUCUAGAAACUUGUUUUAAUAGUCACUAUCUAUAACAAGUGCAAUAUAAUGUUACCAGGAUCACUCAUACAAAGCUGACCAAACCCAAUUACACAAAACGGUCAAUUACAUGUAACCGAAUGUAAAAUCCUUUUCCUCCUUUUAAUGUGUCUGCUUUGGGCCUAAGCACUGAUUGGCACUAGUGAAUUAAGAUGGAAUCAUCAUUCAUAUCUUUAUAAUGUAACUUUCUGAUCUCGUCCAAGUGACCCAGUAAGCGAAUAAUUACCAGAAAUAUGAUUUUUCCCAGUCAUAUACAAAGGCGUACUGCAAGCAAGAAAUAAAUUUUCAGUAGUCCCAGAGGUUUUCAAACAUAAUUUUUAUUACAUUGUACCCCCAAAUUGAUAUUCUCAAUCUUUACCUCUGAGCUACAGGGUUAGAGAGGAGCUUCUGGUUGCUACUUUGUAAGGCUAAGUUUCUGAAGGAGGAAAGAAAGUUAGCAAUUUUUUUGUAUGCAUAAGUGUACAAUGAUAAUGAUUUUUACAGUAUACCCUCCACUUUGAUGUUCUUAAGCUUUACCUCUGAACUACAGGAGGAUCUGGUUGCUAAACUAUUAAGCCAGGAGGAGGGGAGGUACUCAGCAACUUUUUGUAGGGGAGUGGUCAGCACAGGUGCAUAAUGGUAAUCUUUAUUGCACUGUAUCCUCCAACUUGUCAUUCAUUCAAGCCUCACCUCUCAACCAUUCACAGCUUCUGAUUGCUAGACUAUUAAGCCAGGUUCUUGUUGGAGGUGAGGUACUCUAUACUUUGUGUUUGGCAAAAUUCUUUCCUGAAUUCCAAAUCCUUAUUCUUUGCUAUACUGCUUCUGACUAAAAAGGUACCUUGCCCUACUCAUUAUACUCUUUAGAAAGAGUGGUGCUAAUUUAUAUACCUGCAGAAAAACACAAUAUCUCUUAUAGUAUUCCAAUAUUACAAAGAACAAACAAAAAGAAUGAUCUGCAGAAAAACAAAGCCUCUUUUGCUCAAAUUAAUUGUAACUAUCUCCCUAUAACAUUACUGUUUAAAUCCAUUCCAAUUGUUAUUGCUUAUUUUUUUCAUUUUUCUACCUCAGGCCUGUUUGCAGCAGCUCAUGACAUGAAGAUGGAGUGGCUGGUCGUUAAAGGUGUUUGUGGUUUUGUAGAUGGUGUUGCAACUACAAAUAAUUCAUGGAAGACUUUUGCAUGUGUUAUGGCAGCAUCUGUUGUAUCAAGCAUGUUGAAGAACUCUUUUGUGUUUGGAGACUGGCUUCAUUAUGGAGGUACGUGUACAUUUUUGUAACAGCUUUGGUUGUGUCUUCCAAGAGAUUUUGUACCUUACUUGUUUUCCUUGGUAUAGAAUAUUAUUAUCUGCUGAUGAGAACAUGGAGACCAACAGUGGAAUUUAAUGUGUAUCAGAAAACUGAAAAACAUACACAUUCUUUGUUUUUCAAUCGCAUUGCCUUAAAAGAGAACUUUUAAAAAGUCUGAGAUACGAACAAAUUCACUUUGGUAGCUUUAAUUUCAAUUUUGAAGACAUAAAUAACAUUCUAAAAUUCAAGAUUAGAGGGGGUUAAAAAGAAAUUACUCAAUUAUGUUGAGUAAGUCUUGUGUGUUUGGAGACUGGCCUCAUUAUGGAGGUACGUGUUCAUUUUUGAGCUUUGGUUGUGUCUUCCAAGAGAUCUUGUAACUUGUAUCAAGGAAAGUGGCUCAACAUUGUUAACAAUAGGCUUUGUUAUACAAGAGAAAAAUGAUCCUAUAUAACCCUUGCUAAAGCUGUUGAGAUAUUUCCAUGUUUGAAACUGUAAUCGUUUAGAUUAAUCAGAAUUUUGAUUCUACUAUGGAAUAAGGUAAAGAUGCAAAAGAAAUUGAAACUGAAGUGCUCAAUAGAUAUACUGUAUGUGGUAAUCUAUUCAUUGCUAACAAGCUCUCUGUUUGAUUGGUGUUGCCUCAAUAUCAUGUUCUCACAUUUCAAUGGUCAUAUAGGUAACAGGUAAAAGAACCUUGCUAUAGUAGGAUUAAAUUUGACUGUUACAAUUUGACAGAUAGUGAAUUGAAAAUUAAGGUUGAGUUGGAUGACUUGAAACCUGAAGAGCAGAAUAAGCAGAUGGCAUGCUGGCAACAGAGCAACAGGGAAAAAGUGAUAAAAAUAUUUUAUCAUAAGUUAUUAUGGGAAGUUGUUGUGAACAGUUAUAACAUUUGUGUGAUAAAUCUUCAAAGAAUUAUCUCAGUGCACUCAUGUGGCAUCAAUGAAUUAAUAUAAUUGUACACAGUUCCACUUAUGGGAACAGAACAUUUGAAGAGAGGCUGUGAAUGCUAGUCUCUCUCUGCAUUUUUUACCUUUAGAUACUACACCCCACACUGUAGUACCCACCACUGGUCAUGGAAGAGAACUAGAAGAAUCAAGGGGAAGGACAGGUGAACAGGAUGCUCAGUUUGAACUUAUUUUUCAAGUUAAUUUAAUUGAAACAUGGUUCUUCAUGUUGGUUGAGUUUUUCUUUUUGUUAUUGGGAAAUAAAAAACCACUUUUAAGUCCAUUUAGUUGAUUUUAACUGGUAUCAAACCAUGUUGAAAUGAAUGAAAAGGUGUGGGGUUUACCACUUUCAGUUGUUUUUGUUGACUCAUUGAAGCCUAGCAUAAGCUCCAGUUUGGUUUCAGUUCCCCCUCACAUGCUCCAAUAAAAAGGAAACCAACAUGGCAAAUCACUGACUUGUUGUUUUGAUGUAUUGAUAUUGAAGAAGUGGAAGAAUUCAUAGGUGCAUAAAUUAGCCAAAAAAGCUGUAGGACUGAAGCUGUUUGGAAAAGAAAGGAGAAAUGAAAAAAGAACCUGAAUGUAGUUUUAGUCAUCUUUUGAAAUAGAAAUUAAUGUUAUUAAUACCAAGAAAGCUUCUGUCAGCAAUUAUGAAAAAUAAUACUGGUCAAUGCAAAUUAUUUCAAAGGUGUUUUUACCUCAUGCUCUUCUCUAGUUUAAGGAAGUGCUGAGUUCACCUGUGAAAAUGAACAUAUAAAUAAAUACUUACUUGUAGACUGAAAAAUUUUUUAGCUGUUCUCCACUUUUUUUUUUCUUUUUUUCUUUUUUCAGUUUUUAAGCUUCUUGGUUUAAAAAAGGCAAUCUAUAGUGCUCAUGUACCUAUCGUUAAAUACAAGCUGGUAUGCUUGUUUCUUACUAUUUAAAUAAAGAAAAGUCAUCGAAUGCUAAUCUCUCUCUGUAUACCUUUGUUUUUAGACACGGUUCCUCUCCUUGUAUCUCCCAAGUGUGAUCCUGAAGAAGAACUAGAACCAGGAGAGCUACGUAUGGAACUUCCAAGAAUGAAAGGUGAAUAAAAGAUACUGUUAAAGGCUAAAAUAUUUUAAAAAUAAAACCUGUAUGUUGUCGACAGUCGGUCAUCAUCAGGGUGAUGAUGACCAAGUGUCGAAAAUGUUUGUUUUUUACUUAUUUUAGCCAUGUAUAUAGCUCAAUGCCAUUAAAUGUUUUCGUAUUUUUUCCAGUAAUUAAUUUCAAGAGAAAUUAUUUCCUAUCUGAGAUAUCAACUUUUUUUUCUGUCGUUUAACUUUAAUCAAAGAAUGCUGUGAAGUGCUCUCAGCCGUUAUUCGAUAACUUACACUAGCUCAGAGGUAGAUGGCCAACGCACACGUAAAACCUUCGCACGUUUUUCGCGUUCUGCGGCAAAAAAAAAAAGGGCGUGCUAAAGCGUGUGUCUUAAGAGAGUUUUUGCUAUUGUUGUUCAACGCAGUCAGCUUGUUUUGUUCAGCACUGUUUCGGAAAACUAUGGUUUUCUGUCUCAAAAUGCUGCCAGCGAAGCAUCAAAUCAAUAUGUGCAUAUCUCAAUAUCAAAAGGACGCAAGGGCUGCCGUUCGUAAGGGCCGUGCACGGUGGCGCGAGCAGGGUGUAUUAAAAGCUGCAGUGCCAAGCAUGCGGCUCAGCGAUAAGACAGUAGAAUGGGAGGCAGCCAAACCCAGAUAAAAAUUGGCAAAUUUUCCUCCAAUUCCAAUAUUUGUUAUUUCUACUUGAUGUUAAUUGCAAGUAUUGGGAAAACUUCGAGUUUGAAAUGUUUUCAAAUUUCGCUGGCAAAAAUUAAAUGUGUGCGUCACAACUAGCUGUGUCUACAGACUCUGGUCUAAACUGACUAGUAGACCUAUGAGUUCGAUCGAACUAUCUCAAUUGUUUUAUAACUGUUAAUAGUUAUGUCUUUGAUCGUGCAAAUCACACCCGCUAGAAAAUGAAAAGUGCACGAAGACAAUUAGUCGUUUAUCCUGCUCAGAUAGCUUAUCGUUGAUAAAAAGAAGCUUCGGUGAGAGGGUGAUUUAUCUUGUGAUGAAAAUCAAACAGUUCCACAGCGAUGGACCGUGAAGCCUGAGGUUCCUUGUUAAAAGAGAAUAAAUAUUUCAUUUUUGCAUGCUCAAAUCCAUCUGAAGUUAUAGAGGUGAGCGCGCAAAACCGAAAUAGAUUCACUGCGGAAUAAACUGCCAAUUGGUUUUCCAUAUCAGUUUAUGAAAAGUUGAUUAUCGCGCACAGAUAGCUUACCGAUUAAAGAAAGAAACUUAGGCUCUACUGGUAUGAAUCUUGUUAUGAAAAUCCAUCUUACCGGAUGGUUGGAUACAGAGGCCUGACGUUCCCUGUUACAAAAUAAUGUUAUUUUUUCAUGUUCAAUUCCAUCCUUGGUUAUAAAAGUGACACGUACAAAACCGAAAUUCAUUCUCUUGAGUUGGAACACUCGAAUCUUCUGAGUAAAUGCUGAUUCGCUCUCCAUAUCUCCCUCUCAUUAAUUCUCCCUUAGUAUUAGAUUUCCGUAUUGAAUUUUCGGCAGUCGCAUGAAGACUGAGCAGUUUAACUCUCACAAUCUUCUGCAAGAUUAUAGAUAUAUUUUUGAUCAAUAUUGACAUUUUGUGAAAUGAGAAUCAUUAUAGUUCACGUCUCGUACAUAUUUAAUCACUUAACGGAAAAAAAAGAUACCAUUUUAAUCUUUUUCUCAAUCGUAUUUGAUAAUCGAUCAGUUCCUAUUCUCAGUCAUUUUGUUAAAUACUUUUGAUCUCGGUUUUCAUUUUUCCUAAUCACAAAUUGGCAGUAACAGUGUUUAAUAGAAGGUCUUUGUAAAGUUAACCGUUAGCCGUAAAACGGCCAAAAAAUUAGCCGUUCGUCGUAAAAAUUGACAAAUCGUAACCGCUAGUCGUAAAAGAGUUAACUGUAAGAAAAAUUUAUGGUGACAACAAUGAAAAGAUAUUAACCGUUAGCCGUAGAAGCCAUGCCAACACCCCUUUACGACCCUCUUUAUACUUAGAAAGGGGUAUUCAAGGGUUCAUUGGAAGAUUUUAACCCCCCUAUCCCACAAUUCCUGAUAAUAACCCACUCCCCCUAUGCAGAAAAAAUUGUCACUCCAUUAUUUUCCCGAUGAGUUACGAGCUUUUCCGCCUCCCUUCGGCCAAAGUCCCUCAGUACUACCAAUUACAGAAGGGCUUUUAUUUGAUGCUUAACGGAAAAGUUGAGCCAGAAAAAUAGACCAUUUCUUGAUACGCUUGCUUGUUGUCCUUUGUAGAGAGUAUCGUUAUCUGCUGAUGAGAACAUGGAGAGCAACAGCGGAGUUAAAUAAAUAUCAGAAAACUGAAGAACAUAAGCAUUCUUUGUCUUUCAAUCGCAUUGGUGUGAAAAGGAACUUUCAAAAAGUCUGAGAUAUGAGCAAAUUCACUUUGGUAGCUUUAAUUCCAAUUUUGUAGUCAUGGAUAAGGUUCUAAAAUUUCAGAUUAGAGAGAGUUUAUCCCCCUGCCCUCCUAAUUAUUGUUUUCGUGUCCAGACUCUUGUGCGUAGUAAGAUGAACCCAAAUUUUCUUUGUUUGCCUUUCUACGAAAUACCUAACUGCUACUGAGGGGGUUAAAACUUUGUUGAGAUCUAAAUCUUAGCUUUUAUUCCGUUCUAAUGAAUUUCAAUUUUUGAAGUCCAUCAAUUUUCUCUUCUCUCUUUUAGAGACGAGAUUUUGAUCUUCAAUCAGCACUUAUUUCGACUCCUGCUUGUUACCCAUUUCACAAAUUUAGUAAGAUGUGUUUUAAUGCUCAUUACAGUUUGACUUUCCUUUCCCUUUUGCAGACAUUUCAGCGGGAGAGGAGAGUUGUAAAAGUGGUGAUCCUUCAGAAAAUAAACGUAGAAGGCUUGCAGGUAUUAUAAUUAUCAAAUGAAGAAAUUUCAUAUUAAGCUUACGUUUUAAUAACUUAUAUUAUACUUAUAGUGGUGGAGUGUCCGAGCGCGGAAUCUGGAUGUGUUAGGUUCUAUUCCUGGUGAGGACUCAAAAUUGUUCCUUUGUCUCACGCUUGUGACAAGACAGUCAUACUUCUUUCCUUUCCCUUUUCUCAUGCCAAUUUGUCAUUCUUGUUCAAGAAACAGUACUCCGCAAAAUUUUAUGAAAUUAAAAUUCAUGAAGUUUUUGUUUUUACUUCGGCCGCUUCGUUUUCCAACAUUAUUGAUCCAUGUGAAUGAAAGUGAUCCUCGCAGUAAUUUGCACUACUUAGGCAGUAGUGAAAAUAAGGCCUGAAAAAAAUUCAUUUCUCUGAAAUUUAAGAAGAGCUACCGAGAAAGGUAAAACUUAAGGAACAGAGUUUGGAUUUGUUUUUUGCAGGGGGGAGGGAGAGAGCGCGGUGGCAAGGGUGAAUUACCUUACUCCUUUCAUGCCAAGGAAACUGAACUUGAGUUUGUGUGGCUUUACAAAUUUGUCAUCGUGUGCAUAUUCGUUCUUUCAAUAAAAGUUAACUCCUGAUUUUUUUCUUAAAUAUUUCUUAGAACCGUUGACUGUUUGGUAGCAUUUUCCCUCUGGGAAGAAGACCACCGACGCCCCCAAUAAUACACCUAGAAAUUUCUGCCUUAAAAAUUCACUCACUACACAACUGCCAUCUGUAAGCGUGAGGUUAUAGAUAUAUUUCUGUUCACUGAUGCACAGUACGGAUGCAUAAUGCAAUGGCGCGAAUUGGCCUUGAAACAAAUUCAUUAGGAGACGUUUCAUUAGGAAAGGAAAAAAGCUUCAUUGCUACAAUAAAUCUGUUGGCUCAAAUAAUAUGUUCUGAGCUAAUUAUUUUUUUUACAUUUGUUAUCAUGCAGGUGGUUCUCCUAAACAUUUUCGUCGGUCAAAGGUGAAACACCGUGAUGAAGAGUCGUCUCCCAUCUUCCUUUUCCUGCUUUUUGUAAAAAUAAAACUGCGUGGAUCCAGGAAAAUGACAGGAGUAGAUGCGGUACGUACUACCCGCUAUCCUCUCAUCUCUAUGCUUCCCUGUGAUGUCUAUAUGUGUUAAGUUAAGCAAGGAGUUCCCAGCGACGAAGAUUUAGAGUGGCUUUACCCAAGUUGCUUAUUGCAUGAAAAAGAGUUUUUUUAGAGCUUUUCGCUCGAUUGUAAACUAGAGAUAUAAAUGGUAUGUCACCAAAUCCGUUUACGUGGCAAUGCAGUACGUACUACCCGCUAUUCUCUCAUUUUGAUUCUUUGCUGUGAUGCCAUUAUGUGUUUAGUCAAGCGAGGAGUUCCCAGCGAUGAAGAUUUAGAGUGGUUUUACCCAAGUUGCUUAUUGCAUUAAAAAGAGUUUCUUAGAGCUUUUCGCUCGAUUGCAAACUAAAGAUAUAAGUGAUAUGUCACCAAAUCCGUUUACGUGGCGAUGACAGUUUUUUCUUACUGGCUGAAAGCACAAGAAAUCUUCUGUCCGCGUAUGUGGGCGUGGAUUUUUCGUGUAAAACAGUAGGGAUGCGUGAUGGAAUGGCACAAAUUGGCCUUGAAACAAAUUAAUCAGGAGACGUUUUAUUAGAAAAGGAAAAAGCUCCAUUGCUGCAAUGAAUCUGUUAGCUCAAAUAAUAUGUUCUUGUCUGAUGAUUUUUUAAAAUUUGUUAUCAUGCAGGUAGUUCUACUAAACAUUUUCGUCGGUCAAAGGUGAAACGCCGUGAUGAAGAGUCGCCCCCGAGUGACGCCUUAACUCCGAAGAGAAGAAAAACUCGUUUAGCAGGUAAAAUGAGGACAUAUCUAUGGGCGUGCCCGUUAACCCCCAACCCCAUCUUCCCUUUCCCUGCUUUUGUAAAAUAAAAAUGUGUGGAUCCAGCAAAAUGGCAUGAAUUGAUGCGGUACGUACUACCUGUUAUCAUUCCAUCUUGAUGCUUUGCUGUGAUGUCUUUAUGUUUUUUGCCAAGCAAGGAGUUCCCAGCGACGAAGAUUUAGCUUUUCAUCAGGGAAAAGCCCCAUUGCUACAAUGAAUCUGCUGGCUCAAAUAAUAUGUUCUGAUCUAUUUAUUUUUUUUACAUUUGUUAUCAUGCAGGUGGUUCUAUUAAACAUUUUCGUCGGCCAAAGGUGAAACGCCGUGAUGAAAAGUCGUCUCCGAGUGACGCCUUAACUCCGAAGAAAAGAAAAACUCGUUUAGCAGGUAAAAUGAGGACACAUUUAUGGGUGUGGCCGUUAAUCCCCACCUCCACCCAGACUCCCCAACCUCAUCUUCCUUAACCCUGGUUUUGUAAAGUAAAAAUGUGUGGAUCCAGCAAAAUGGCAUGAAUUGAUGCGGUACGUACUACCCGCUAUUCUCUCAUCUUGAUGCUUUGAUGUGAUGCCUUUAUAUUUGUGGUUGCGAUGAAGAUUUAGAGUGGCGUUGCUCAUUUAUGAAAAAAGAGUUUUUAGAGCUUUUCCAAACUCCAGCUUCUUUUUCUUACUGGUUGAAAAAAAACAAAGAACAAGAUAUCUUUUAGACAUGGUUUGAUGCUAUCCAUUUAAUGAAUGUAAUUUAUAGAAAUCGAACUGGUUUUAUAUGAUCACUAAUUAGUUUUUUCUGAGGAAGUGUAAAUAGGCAUCACGAUUUAAAGGAGCGUGGGCGGAUAAAUUUUUGGCGAUUAGUGAAUAGUUAAUGGUUGGUUAGGCAUGUGUGUUCGAUAAAGCUAUCAGUUUUAGGUGGCCUGGAAAAUGAUGCAACAUAAUGCUGGCGUGAAUUGUUCUUGAAACCUACUUUCAGAAUGCAGAAAAAUAACAGGGUGGUUCUAAAACAUUCGCGUACGCCGUUGCAAACUUCAUAUCUCUUUUUAACAACUCUUCCUUCCCCUGCCUUUGUAAAAUAAAAAUGCUGUACGUACUACUCGCUAUCUUUCUUUAUGUUUUUUAGUUAAGCUUCCCAGGAUAGUUUUGGUUUGAAAAAGUUACAGAAUGUUACUACAUUGGAAGAGAGGAAUGGCUCAACUGCAACAUACACGAUCCUACAUGAUGCACUGUGUCAUCCAUUGGUUAAACGCACAGAUUUAGCUGAGCACCUUAUGACUGGUAAUAUACCACUUAUCUUGAUUUUUCUCGAAUUUUUUGUAAAGUAGUUUUCUGGUAGAGUAAAAUUCACUCACUACUUAACUGCAUGUAAGCGUAAAUGAUAGUUUUUUUCAUCAGAGAUAAAUUUUUCGAUGAAUAGUUAAGUCACCUACUAGAAUGCCAAACAACUCUGUCUUUCUAGGAUAGUUUUUUCAAGUAUUUUUUCUCGAAAAAAAAAAAAAAAAAAUUCGGUUUGUGUACCCAGGCCUUCUUAUCACGUAUAAAACGAUAUCUCAGUGUAACAUGUAGGUAUGCGUAAUGAAAUGGCCCUAAACGACGGGAAAACCUAUGUACAAGCUUAUCUAUUGAACGAGAAAAUCUGUUCCAAUUUUUUUUUAACAUUUGUUAAGAAUGCGAUACAACUGUGCACGUGCUACAAGUGCUCUUACAAGUUUUCAUUUUUAGUGAAUGUCUAUGUUUUUCCCCUAAGUUGAUUAUUGUAUGGAACAUAUUUUUCUUCAAGUUUCUCGCUCGAUUGCAAACAAGAGAUAUGAAUGGUAGGUCGCCAAGUCCGUUUACGUGGCGAUCAUAAUUUUUCUUCCUGGGAGAAAAAAAAAAACAAGAAAUCUUCCGUUCGCGUAGAUGGGCGUGCAUUUUUCGUGUAGAAUGAUACACAGUAGGGAUGCAUGCAUUCCUGGGAGAAAAAAAAAGAACAAGAAAUCUUCCGUUCGCGUAGAUGGGCGUGCAUUUUUCGUCUAAAAUGAUGUACAGUGGGGAUACAUAAUGCAAUGGCGCGAAUUGGCCUUGAAACAAAUUCAUCAGGAGACGCUUGUUGCCUUUGGUAUAGAAUAUCGUUAUCUGCUGAUGAGAACAUGAAGACCAACAGUGGAAAUUAAUGUAUAUCAGGAAAAUGAAAAACAUAUGCAUUCUUUGUUUUUCAAUCGCAUUGCUGUGAAAAAGAACUUUCAAAAAGUCUGAGAUAGGAACAAAUUCACUUUGGUAGCUUUAAUUCCAAUUUUGAAGUCAUGAAUAACGUUCUAAAAUUCAAGAUUAGAGAGGGUUAAUAAGAAAUUACUCACUUCUGCAUCUUCAUUGUGUUUAACGAGUCUUAAAUCUAUUUUCUUUGUACUAGAUUGUAGGUAUUACAAAUCGCUGAUUAAGCACGGUUAUGAACUACCCCCUCCCCCUGCCCUCAUAACUAUUGUUUUCGUGUCCAGACUCUUGUGCGCAGUAAGAUGAACCCAAAUUUUCUUUGUUUACCUUUCUACGAAAUACCUAACUGCUACUGAGCGGGUUAAAACUUUGUUGAGAUCUAAAUCUUAGCUUUUAUCCGUUCCAAUGAAUUUCAAUUCUUGAUGUCCAUCAAUUCUCUCUUCUCUCUUUUAAACUGUGAUCAGGCUCACAUGAGAUUUUCAUCUCCACUCAGCACUUAUUUCGACUCCUGCUUGUUACCCAUUUCACAAAUGUAGUGAAGUGUGUUUUAAUGCUCAUUACAUUUUGACUUUCUUUUCCCUUUUGCAGACAUUUCAACAGAAAAGGAGAGUUGUAAAAGUGAUGAUCCUUCAGAAAAUAAACGUAGAAGGCUUGCAGGUAUUGUAAUUAUCAAGCAAAGAAAUUUCAUAUUAAGCUUACGUUUUAAUAACUCAUAUUAUACUUAUAGUAAUGGAGUGUCUGAGCGCGGACUCCAAAGGUCGGAGGUUCUAUUCUUGGGGAGGACUUGAUUUUUUUUGUCCAACGCUCGUGGCAAGACGAUAAAAGAUAUUUCCUUAUUCUUUUAUCAUAACAAUUUAUUAUUCUUGUCCUGGUUUACUUCAGCUGCUUCAAUGCCGAAAAUUAGUGAUGGAUCAUAAAAUGAAAAUAAGAUAUUGUUUUGGAGCUUCUCCCCUCGCACUUAAUUCGGACUUUGCACUCGCCCCAACCUUUCCUCCAUUUGACUGAAAAGCGCCAAAAACUUGCGUCUGUUCUGCAGGCAAGAGUUCGUGUGGUUUUGGAAACUUGGCGUUGUAUGCUUACUCAUCCCAGCAAUAAAAGUUCAUGUUUCUUUUCUCUAUUUUUCAGAACCGUUGAAUGUUGAGAAGUGCCAAGAGAAGCUAAAAUCUUAUUAUGACACCUUUAGUAAGGUGAAAAUCGUUCCAUGGGACGAAAGCUCUUCCAUUGAGAUUAAUGAGAUCUACACACCUUUGAAUUGGGUGAGAGAUCACAGGAAGCCCAGCGGAGUGACACAAGAGGAACUUGAAGACUAUACCGACAUGUUCAAGGGAAAACAUACACGAAUGCUUGUUUAUGGUCGGCCAGGAAUUGGAAAGAGUACUUUUUGUAAGAAGGCUGCAUAUGAUUGGUCGAAAACCUUAAAAGAAAUCCUAAAGAACUUUAGCAUUUUGCUUCUGAUUAAGUUGAGAGAUGUGUGUGACGUGGGAAACAUCCGUGAUGUUUUACGUGCGUCUAAAUUGCUGGCCAGUGAUGGUCCGAUCUCAGUUGAUAGUCUCUAUGAUUACAUAAUUAACAAUCAAGAUGAAGUGCUCCUUAUUUUGGAUGGCUACGAUGAGUACAGCUUUGCAGAAGAACACUCACCCAUCCUUGCAAUUUGGAAGGGUGAGCAACUAAGAGAUUGUCACGUCAUUGUCACCACGCGUCAACUUGCAUGUGAUAAGUUAAGAGGCCCGAGUCACGUUCAGUUAGAAAUUCAAGGAUUCAAAAGCUUGGAACGAAUAAAAACCUUUGCGAGAAAAGUUUUGGCAGAUGAACAAGAUCCUAACGAGUUUAUGCACUACCUGGAAGAAAAAGAUCUCGUUGACAUGGCAGAAAUACCUCUCCUCCUACUGAUGUUGUGUAUUUUGUGGAAAGAGAAACAUCACGUAGGACUGCCAAAAUCACGGGCCGAUAUAUUCACACAAUUCAUUCAAACUAUGCUGGAUCACAAAGAUGGAAGUCACCAGCCUAUGCCAUUUCAGAAAGUGACCUCAACAGAAGCUAAAGAAGACUUUAGUAAUCUUGGAAAGGCUGCCUUUGAAGCACUUCUGCAAGACCGUCUUUACGUACGCUGCAGCGAACUCCCCAGUAAUAUUUCAAGAAGUUUUGAAAAAUUAAGUGAAGUUGGGCUUUUCCAGAUUGUCAAUCUUACGAGUCUCAAUCCUGAGAAAGGGGCCUAUUUCAUUCAUAAAUCCGUACAGGAGUUCCUUGCAGCCUGGCACAUUAAGGAGGAAGUGUUGUCGAUUAAAGGAGAAAAUACGCCUAGCCUUUCCAAAGUUGAAUCAUUUGAAGAGAUCUGGAAGAUGAAAGAAGUUCUGAAAUUUGCCUGUGAGCUGUCAACAGAAGCCGCGUGCGCAGUUUUCCAUCAUAUGGGGUCUGUUGGAAGAAAGGAAUCUAUGUCGGAAUGUGAUUUUGUUGAGUGUUUUCUGGAGCAUGGAAUACUGGAUCGAAAUGAAGCACUUUAUCUUGAGCUUAUCUCGCAUAGCUACGUUUAUUGUUCGGCCGAGAAGAGGCUGGAUCUCUGCUCAGUAUUUCCCUCUUGCACCGGAGGUGUUUUGUAUCUUGAGUCUAACACGGUGAACAUUACUGCAAAUGAACAUUUGCUGAAAUCUAACAUGAUACCCGACUUUAUCUUUUUUCCUCUCAGCGUAAAUUCUUCAGAGAAAAGCUAUCGAGACUUGAUCACUGUAGCGGAGGACAUAAAUGCAGUAUUUUUGAGCUGUUCGGGCGAAAAGAAAGCCGCAGAUUUAUUGAAGAAGUUUCCGCCUCUUUCUUUGGAUAAUUUCUUUUUGGAGAGAGAGAGAAAAAUCGUCGUUUAUGUUAAACACAUAUUUAAAGAGGCUGGUGACUUUUUUCCUACUGAAAUGCUGCGAGAGCUCAUUUCGCCAACAGCAGAGUCUACUCAGGUGGCGCGUCUUGUUGAUCCGUUGAACGAACACGACAGCGAAACAGCUUCGAGUUUGACUCAGAACAGCCUUUCCUGUGUGAAGAAUAUUUAUAUUAUCGGUAUAGAUAGGCAAGAGAUGAAGGUGGUGGCUGAUUGCUUACCACUUUUCACUGCUCUGGAAGAUAUGGCUAUUUUUGGUAAAUCCUUUAAAAUCAUUGAUGCUCAGUUGACAGAGACCCUGGUGUCUCGUAUCAUCUUCACUGACAGAUUUGACACAUUAGAACUUGUUAGCAUCAAUUUAACAGCCAAACCUGCCGCAGUCAUCGCCAGAUCUCUGCACCAGUCUCCUAGCCUGAAACACCUCAACUUGUCAGAAAACCCUCUUGGUAAAGGAGUUAGUGUUCUUACUCAACAUCUCAGCCGUGUUCCUCACCUGGAUAGGCUGUACCUUUCUGAUGUUAAAAUGACAAAGCAGCAAGUGAAUGAAUUGAGUGCCGCUGUACGUCAGAGUAACAUCCGCCUGUUUAACACAAAAUACCACGUAAGUUUUGUGAUCGUAGUUUGCAUA